AUGAGUGAGUAUCAGGAAUCUAUGGAUUCUACGAUUGUGAAUGAAAGUGAUACCAAAUAUGAAAUAUUUAUUCCAUCCAAUUGCUCAAAGAAAUGGAUAUCCAAAGAGGAGUGUCCUGGAUUUUUGGAAGAUGCUUGGCUUUUGAAGGCAGCAAAUCAUAAACGCAAGUUAGACCAGUCGCUCGAUUCUUCUUUGGAUGGUGAACAACCUCCAAUUAAGCAACAUGAGACGAGCUUCCUCCACCAUGAAUUUGAUCCGGCAGAAAACGAUUUUUUGACGCAAGAUGUCGGCGACUACCCCUCAACGCAGCAACUAUUCCCUACAAACAAGUCCUCCAAUUCGGAUUCGCUAUCGUUACCUUCCUCUGGAUUUCCCAAACCCGAAUAUUCCGUUUUGGACGUAGGGCUCUCUAUGUCUCCCAUCCAGCGUAAAAUGAUGCAUCGCCUUGUCCAAUAUUUUGCUUUUUGCAUCGACCACUUCUGCACAGGUCCAAGUGAUGCGCGCAUCCAAGAAAAAAUUCGCUUAUUUUUACAGUCAGCUCAUAAGAUUGCUAAACACCCUUGGCUUUACGAAAAGGAGGUUCGCGAUGGGUCACACUCGCCGUCUGCUAAACCAGACGAGAAUAAAUCACUCACUGUCCCAAACAUAUCCGAACACGCCAAAGCCUCUUCUAAAUUCCUUUUCUUGAAGGAAUUUUUAGAGUCUGUUUUACCCAAGCUUCAUACACCAGUUUUCUGCUUUGUUUCCAAUGAUGUUCUUGGUAAUUUGCUCACGACAUGGCUAUCUUCAGUAUCGAUUUUGGUACAAUCUUGGUCGCCAGACAUAGAAAUUCAAGAUAACACAGACGUUUCAUUCUGGGUAUGCUCUUCAAGGCAUGCCCCAUUUACGGCUACUCUUUUCAACUCUGAUAUUCGUUUUGGUGCUGUAAUAUUUUACGACAUGGAUGCCUAUAUGGGCGUUACUAGCACAAUUUCUUAUUUUCCUUGUCCAAUUCUUCGACUUCUUCAUAUAAAUUCGGUGGAACAUGUCAUCAGAAGCUUCCAGUCUUCUUAUAAUGCAAGCUUUCUUGUCAACAUUGUUGGCGUGUUGGCUGCUCUUAAUUCCUCUACGGAAGAAAACGCUCAGGUCGCAGACCUUAAUGUGUUUUCGAACCGUGCCGAGCAUACUGGUGCUAUUACCGAUGCUGAUGCAAAGUCUGUACACCUUGCCGAUGUUACAAAUGAGGCAGCAGGUAAAGUAGCUGAAUGGAUUAAUAAUGAAGCCUCGCCUAACUCUUGGCCAUUGCAGCCUUUAGUAGACCUUGCUUAUUUCGCCGUUGCAGAACCUAAACCCUCUCAAGAGUCCCCUUCUCGUGUUAAUGAAACCGUCUUAAAAUAUCCAGAUGACAACCUUUUCACCUUCCAAGUAUCUCAAACUCCUUCCAAAGGAUCUCAGGAAGUAGCUUCUUCCUUUUCGAAUCCGGCAACUAAAUCAUUUCCUUCGCAGCGAGGGCCAGAUACCUCUGAUUUUGGACAAAAUUAUGAUUUACAGGGUGCCGCUGUCCAGUAUUUGCAGAGAAGAUUACGAAUGGUUGAAGAUGAGUUGCACGAAGCUGUCAACGUGAAAAAUAUAAAACAAACUCAUGCUGAUGAAUUGGAACAACAAAUAGCUAAACUUACAGAUACUUUACAGGAUUAUCGAGAACAAGUACGAGGACUCAAAGUCGAACUCGAAAAAUCCCAUCAAAAGUUGGAAACAGGAAAGAAGAGUGAUUCCGAAAGGUCAAAUGAGGUUGCUGAUUUAAAACAGCAAAUUACACAUUUAUCCAAACAAUUGGAUUUUGGCUUUAAAUACAUUCAAAAUAUGCCAGAAGACGAAGUUCGUGGCCAACUCGUAGAUUCCAAUGAACAAAAAUAUAAACUUAGCCAGCUUAAUAAAACUCAAAAAGAAGAUUUGGAUUUUAUUACGCAGCAAUAUCAAAGUGCUUCCACAUCCGCUAGCGAGCAAACCAAGGAAGUUGCCAGACUACAAGCUGAAAAUGAACGACUUAAAACGAUUAAUGAAAAAGUUAUGGAAGAAGUAAAAUCUUACAGUGAUGCUAGAGCUGACGCUUUGCUUGCUAAAGUUUCAUCACUUGAAGAGUCUCUUGCUAUACUAAAAAACAGGACCUUACCGCCUCUAUGA
This is a messenger RNA of Schizosaccharomyces osmophilus, 2163 nucleotides long. RefSeq names its product shelterin complex HEAT repeat subunit Ccq1 (gene ccq1). The coding region runs from base 1 to 2163 and encodes 720 amino acids. The record is from RefSeq and is a predicted model, not a curated record. Lineage: Eukaryota; Fungi; Ascomycota; Schizosaccharomycetes; Schizosaccharomycetales; Schizosaccharomycetaceae. The transcript has a single exon.